Molecule: messenger RNA, 1802 nt
Organism: Brassica oleracea var. oleracea
Lineage: Eukaryota; Viridiplantae; Streptophyta; Magnoliopsida; Brassicales; Brassicaceae
Product: putative F-box protein At3g58950
Exons: 4
Coding region: 186-1625 (479 amino acids)
Molecular function (GO): protein binding
Source: RefSeq, a predicted model, not a curated record
AAAUCUAAACCAAGCCGUCGUCUGUUCUACUUCGUUUCCCUAAACCUCUGAUGGCGGUCGGCAUUUGCAAUGUCUUGUUAACUUGGAUGGAUUCAGCAAGCACUCUCUGGCUCUCUCUUCAGCUUUUAGAAAAUAAUCUCUAAAACCUUUCCCAAGUUUGGGUCUUGGACAACAACACAAAGACGAUGGAUCUGGUCAGCAGUCUACCGGAAGAGGUUCUUUGUCAUAUCUUGUCUUUCAUGUCCACAAAGGAAGCUGCUUUGACAUCGGUUCUUUCAAAGAGGUGGCUCAGCUUGUGGACGCUCGUACCUAAUCUCGACGUCGAUGACUCUGUCUUUCUCCAUCCUGAAGAGGGUAAGAGAGAAAGGGAAGGGAUUCUUCAGAGCUUCAUGGAUUUUGUGGAGAGAGUAUUGGCUUUGCAGGGAGAUUCUCCCAUCAAGAGGUUCUCCCUCAAGUGCAAAACCGGUAUUGAUCAAGACCGUGUGAACCUGUGGAUACGCAAUGUGCUGCGGCGUGGUGUUUCGGACCUCGAACUUUGCCUUGAUUUUCCUAGAUUCGGUUCUUCUGAUAAUGAUGAUGAAGAUUAUCAGUUGCCUUGGGAGAUGUUCGAGAGCAAGACGCUAGUGGAUUUGAAACUAACGAGUGAGUUCGGUGUUGAUUGGUGGAGGGAUCAAGGUACGUUGUUACCAAUGCUUAAAAGCCUCAGGAUUGACUCGGGGGUGUUGGUUUUGUUAUCUGAUGAGCUUGAGCAGUUUGUUUAUGCUCUCCCUGUGGUUGAGGAGCUGUGCUUGGCUACUAUGGUGUGGUUUGAUUCGGAUGAAACCGUGUCGAGUGCAAGCCUCAGGAAGCUAACCAUAUACGCCAAAGGUUUUGAAGACUUUGGAGGAGAUCCAAAGGGCUUUUAUUUUGAUACUCCAAGCCUGGUUUACCUUGAUUACUCUGAUUACGUUGCCGCGGACUAUCCAGUAGUUAACUUGACGAGUCUAGUUGAGGCUCGCCUCAACCUUUUGGUGAAGGAAGAUCAAGUCGAACUAAUACGAGCAGCAGCGCCAAAUGGUGAAGAUGAUGUUGUUAUUCAGCGUUUCAGAAACGUGUCAAAGCUCAUGAGUGGCUUGAUAAAUGUUGAGAAACUUUCCCUCUCUGCAGAUACUCUCGAGGUGCUUUCUCUAAGUUGUGAUUCAAUGCCUGUGUUCAACAACCUCAAAUCUUUAAACAUCAAGAGUCACAGAGAACGGGGAUGGCAAGCAGUGCCGGUUCUCUUACGAAACUGUCCACACUUAGAAACUAUAGUCUUUGAGGGUCUCGUACACCACGUGACAGAUGAUUGUGGGGAUGCUUGUGGCUGCAUUUCCCGGGAGGACAAAGGUCGUUCGCUCGUAUCUUGUCCAGUGAAGAAGAUACAGAUUCAUGGUUUCAAAAUAACAGUACCAGAGAUGAAAACGAUUAGGCAUAUCUUGGAGUCUUUGCCGUGUUUGAAGGAGAUGAAGAUAUAUGCUGAAGAUGAUGAUGAUGAUCCUAUAAACUUGGAAGUCCUUAAAGGGUAUAAGGAAAUUGAGAUGGCUAUGAAAUACUAUAGUCAGUUGUUUAAGUGUGAUGUAAGCUUCGUAAGGCCUGGCUCCUUGUGAGAAAGUGGACUGCACGACCAGGCAACGAGUAUAACAAAAACUCUGCUUUCUGUUUUCUUGUUUAGAAGAACUUGGUUCAUAGUUUGGUAUUUUCUUAAUGUUUAAAGCUUAAGUUUGUUUGUGCACACUCUUGCUCACUUAUUAGUUUAUGUUGUCCUUGUGGGUUGGACGCUCUGG